This is a messenger RNA of Oncorhynchus masou masou (cherry salmon), 3457 nucleotides long. Its product is annotated as GMP reductase 2-like. Bases 505 to 1551 code for a protein of 348 amino acids. The record is from RefSeq and is a predicted model, not a curated record. Gene Ontology annotation, cellular component: GMP reductase complex. Gene Ontology annotation, biological process: nucleotide metabolic process. The transcript is spliced from 11 exons. NCBI's taxonomy places the organism in Eukaryota, Metazoa, Chordata, Actinopteri, Salmoniformes, Salmonidae. Gene Ontology annotation, molecular function: GMP reductase activity.
ACCCGUCCUCUUAAACAUUCAUGCCUCGCAUUUGUAGCGGAAACAGUGCUGGUGAAAUAAGAUAUCUUUCUCACACAUUUCAUAACGAUCAGAAAAGCCAUUACUCACCACGGACUGGAAGAAACGUUUUCCUUUAACGAGUCCGACGAGAAGGAUAUCCUGCUUUCACUGGAACAAGCCCAGAUCCACGCCUUUUGGGUGAAGAAAAGACACCGGAAAAGAGGACGCAGAUUGGAGAUCCUUCUGAGAAUCCGGAGGCGAGUGAGCAAACUCCCAAGGCCUUCCAUUCUCCUUGCUAACGUGCAAUAGUUGGAACUAUUAAGAUUAUCCUGCCAAAGGGGCAUUAAAAACUGUAACAUCUUAUGUUUCACCAAGACGUGGCUGAAUGAAAAAACGGACAAUUUAGAGCUGGUGGGAUUUUCCAUGCACCGGCAGAACAGAGACGGUACCUCUAACAGAGCAGAAAAGGAUACGUGUCCAUACUACAGGUAACCAGCAGUAGAAAUGCCUCGCAUUGAGAAUGACAUCAAGUUGGACUUCAAGGAUGUACUUCUCCGUCCGAAACGAAGCACACUCAAGUCCCGUAGUGAGGUGGACCUGAUGAGAAGUUACACCUUCAGGAACUCCAAGGGAAGCUACAGAGGAAUCCCCAUUGUUGCAGCCAACAUGGACACUGUCGGCACCUUCGAGAUGGCUCUGGCUUUGUCCAAGUUCACACUCUUCACUGCCAUUCACAAGCACUAUUCAGUAGAUGACUGGAAGGAGUUUGCAACAAAGAAUCCAGAAUGUGUACCGAGUAUGGCAGUCAGCACAGGGACAGGCGAAGGGGACUUUGACAGGCUGGGUGAGAUCACAGCCGCUGUGCCUCAGCUCCAGUACAUCUGUGUGGAUGUGGCCAAUGGCUACUCUGAGCACUUUGUCCACUUUGUUAAAGACGUGCGCCUGAAGUACCCGACACACACCAUCAUGGCGGGGAAUGUGGUUACCGGGGAGAUGGUGGAGGAGCUGAUCCUCGCUGGCGCUGACAUCAUCAAAGUGGGCAUCGGACCAGGCUCUGUGUGCACCACCCGUAAGAAAACAGGGGUGGGUUAUCCCCAGCUGAGCGCUGUGAUAGAGUGUGCAGAUGCUGCCCACGGACUGGGCGGACACAUCAUCUCUGAUGGUGGAUGCACUUGCCCUGGUGACGUUUCCAAGGCUUUUGGUGCCGGGGCGGACUUUGUGAUGCUGGGCGGGAUGCUGGCCGGCCACUCAGAGAGCGGGGGCGAGGUCAUCGAGAAGAACGGGAAGAAGUACAAGCUGUUCUACGGCAUGAGCUCCGACACGGCCAUGAAGAGACACGCCGGGGGUGUGGCCGAGUACAGGGCAUCUGAAGGGAAGACGGUAGAGGUAGUCUACAAGGGUCCCGUGGACGUGACCAUACGGGAUGUCCUGGGUGGGGUACGCUCCACCUGCACCUACGUGGGUGCAGGGAAGCUCAAGGAGCUCAGCCGCAGGACCACCUUCAUCAGGGUCACCCAGCAGCUCAACACUGUCUUUGGGAAUGAUAACUAGGCGAGGCCCAGGCUAGUUCACACACACACAUACACACAUAUACACACACCAUACCGUUGAUAGUAAGAAUCAGUCAUUUGAGAAACUUAAACCUAGGAUAAAUGUUUGGUUGCCAAAACCAAAACCAUUUUAGAUAAUACUAUCAAACAAUCCCUUAUCUAAGAGUCAUAUUUAAGCAAAAGGUAUUAAGGGGUGUGGUAUAUGGCCAAUAUACCAUGGCCAAGGGCUGUUCUUACACACGACGCAAUGCGGAGUGCCUGUAUACAUCCCUUAGCCGUGGUAUAUUGGCCAUAUACCACAAACCCUCGAGGUGCCUUAUUGCUAUUAUAAAUUGAUUACCAACAUAAUUAGAGCAGUAAAAAUAAACAUUUUUUCAUACCAAUCAGCAUUCAGUGCUCGAAUCCACCCAGUUCAUAAUUCAACUUUAAACAUCUUUGACUUAUUCUAAACUGCCAUAAAUGUACAUUUCUUGGUAAUAAGUGAACUAAGGGCACUUCAGGACUUCAGGCUUUUCUCUAUGUCCAAUAUUAUCUAUCUAUCUAUCUAUCUAUCUAUCUAUCUAUCUAUCUAUCUAUCUAUCCCUGUUUUUCAAGACAUCUCAUCGCCAUGCUGUUUGAAAACCAUAUGCCAGAAAUGAAUAUACAGUAUUUCACUGUAUGUACUAUAUUGAGAUUGCAAGCGUUAAAAACAUCUGCUUUUAUUAUUUUAAAUUCUGAGUCAAGUGGACGGGCUACAUACAGUGAAGAGAUUCAGAUGUUCAUAAUAAUGACCAAUACUGCUGAUUUAAAAUAUUUUAGAUUAUUUUAUCCUUUUCAAAAUAACUUAAAAUAUAUAUUGCACUUAAUGAUUUGCAAUGAUGUAGUAUUCCAGUCGUUUUCCCUAAAGCAAGUUAGUUUUUCUGCUAUUCUCAUGCGGACCAAAUAUUAAGGCGAGGAGGAAAUAGAUACUGAAUGAAAAUACUGCCAAACAAGGGUUUCGUGUGCUGUACAGCUACAGCAGCAACUCGGUCAGUCAAAUUACACACCGCAUGUUGACGGGAAACUGUUGUGGAAUACAAAAUAUAGAGUGGCAAAAUUCCUGUAACUUUCCCCAAAUUCCCAGGUUUUCCAGAAGUCCUGAGUGGGACUUGGAAGAUUCCCAGAAUAUGGCAGAAAAAGCAGGAAAUCCAGCAAAUCCCCAACCAGGAUUUCUGGAGAACUUGGGAAUUUGGGGAAAGGAACCGGGAUUUUGCAACCCAAAUUCAAAGUAUUGUAGCGACCUUAACACAACACCUAGCGACCUCGUCAAGAGGUUCGGACUUCUUAGCUUAAUGGUUAAGGUGUUGGCUUGACAGUCAAUGGACAUGGUUCGAGUCCUUGUCAGGGCUCCCUCCUGAAUUCGCUACAGUAUGUUUCGAUGGUAAGGAAGGCAGGACAGCUUUGAUUGUUACCUCGAUUUACUGUUAAUUUCUCACUGUUGUCAAUUAGACUAGAUAGAAUCUCCAUGCAAUCCGUAUUCACAUUAUUACUUUACUGGAUAUUCAGUUACUUUGCUAGAAUGUUGUCUAUGCAUUAUUAUUUUAAGGUGUGAAACUGACUAGUUUUCAUUAUGUCUGUAUAUUUACUUUACUUCAUGGUGUUUUCCAGGAUGAUUCCUUUUCAUAUAUUUUGGUAUUAGUCAAACAUGUCAUGCCGUUUUUAAGCCACAUUUGUUGUUGUUUCAGUCUUGUCAGUUCUGACCAGUCGGAUAAACACUCCAAACAGCCUACCCGACCGCUCGGGGUCGUCCGCAUGGUCAUAAAGCACACCGUUGCCUUGUUUUGUAUCACAUUCCAAUUAUAAAACUGAAAAUGCAAUUUCAGAAUGACAUGUCCGCCCCAGUGAAAGUUGCGGCCCUGGUUCUGACCAAUAAAGAGCAUUCCAUAUGA